Perca fluviatilis (European perch) is the source of this 1802-nucleotide messenger RNA. RefSeq names its product interferon alpha/beta receptor 2-like. Lineage: Eukaryota; Metazoa; Chordata; Actinopteri; Perciformes; Percidae. The record is from RefSeq and is a predicted model, not a curated record. Gene Ontology annotation, molecular function: protein binding. Bases 189 to 1802 code for a protein of 537 amino acids. The transcript has 9 exons.
GACGCGUCAGUGUGGGGAAAGUGUUGACAGUACAGUGCAGGAAACCAGCCAACUACGGGCUGCUUGACAUUUUUUCGCUUUUGCUUCUCGGACAUUGAAACAACUAUCACAAGCGCUGUGUGUCGUAACCAUGCAGUCUACGGAGGGUGAGACAGACACACUACCUGGUGCUUUAUGACUACGGCAGGAUGAACUGUUUGCCUCUUGUUCUUUAUCUCCUAUUACUUCUUGAUUCUGUGCUCGGUUCCCUUCUUGCUCCGGUCAAUCUUUCUAUCAACUCUCUCAACUUCCACCAUGUGCUGCGUUGGGAUCCUGGUCCCGGCACGCCACCAGGAGCAAGCUACAAGAUCAUCAGGAGGGUGAACCAAAAAGAUGUCUAUAUGCCUACUAACAGAACAUUAAAGAUAAGAUCAUUUAAGAUAAGACUUCCAGAAUACAACGUGGAUUAUGUCCUGACUGUCCGGGCGUACUACAACCAAAGCGAGUCUCCAGACUCCAGAAAACUCUUCUUCAACCCUUCCAGACACACCAAAAUAGGUCCUCCAAAAGUCUCCCUGACUGGAUGUGGAAACUGCAUCCAAAUCAACAUUUCACUCCCUAAAGCUGAACAUGGCUCAAGAAUCAAGAAUCAAGAUAUGAAGCCAUUAUUAAAUCCUGUAUACGAAGUCUUUUGGAGGAAACCUAAAGGAGCUUUGAAGUCCAUCGAAACAACAGCCAGCCUUUAUAACCUGACCAACCUACAGAUUGGUACGGAGUACUGUGUACUGGUGCACCCGAAGUCGAAUGUGAACAAAAACACCUCACCAUCCGCUUGGAAUUGUACCUUCACUAGCAUUGUGGAACCAAGAGACCUUUUUGUUUUAGGUGCAGUUUCUGGUUCUCUGAUUUUGGCUGUCGGUGUCCUGAUGAGCUCCAUGUUUUGCCUCCACUACACUGGAUUCCUUUGUAAACUGAAUGCUCUGCCCAGAGUACUACAUGAUGCUCUGAGCCACGGCUACACCCUGACACCAGAGAGAACAAUCCCUGACAAUAUCUCCAUCAGCGCAGGGGUGGAGAAACAGAGAAAGCUCAACAAUCCCAGAACUCCACAACCUGCCACCAGGGGCAGUAACUUGGAGGAGGAGGAUGAAGAGGAAAAAGAGGAAGAGGAACACGUCUACAUGGACAGAGCUGUAGAGCUUUCCUCAGGUGAAAGUUCCUGCCAAAACUCUGUUGAUGUGUCGGGGAACAGCAAGGUGGCUGCAUCAGGGGGCUCUGGGAGUUUGACAGUAGAGACAGAGGUACCGGACACAGAGUUUGAGGUUGAGGUCACACGCGGGCGCCUUGAUCGAGACGAGGACAAAGCUGAAGGAGUGGAGGUUUCUCUCAUGCCUGAGGUACAUGUCACAGUUGAAGUGCAUGAGCCGGAGGAUAAGGAGGAAGUGUGUGAGAGCUCAGGCAAUAUAAAUCUGUUCUCAGUUACCCUCGCUGCACUGGCUGUAUGCGAGGAAGGGGAGGAGGAGGAGGAGGAGCAGAAUACAAGAGAUUCUCUCGCAGACUUCUUGUCCGAUAUCGAGCCUCUACUGCCCGCAGACUCAAAAUGGACUUUGGGCCACAGAGACUCACAAACUGAGUCAGAUGAUCAGACAACACAAGAAGACUUCACUGCGACUGGGUCUGAAGGCAGACACGCACACAUUUUUUCCUGUGACGGUGAACAUCAAGAGACACAGGAGGAGGAGGAGGAGGAGGCCUAUAGUACAUCCUUCAUCAAAACUCAACUCUUCAAUCAUACAACCAUCUCAAGUUCACUGAUGGUGUGA